AUGUCUCGUGUCGGUUUACAGCGAAAAUCCAAGCGUUCUUCGAUGCUCGUAUAUAAAUCCUGCACCGAUCCCGUAUGUAAUCGUUUUCUUCGGCUGUCAUACAUCAAUCCUGUCCCAAUCGAAGAUGAAGUCUGUGUCUCAUGUCGUAGGGUUUACUGCGAAAUUCCAAGCGUUCUUCGAUGCUCGUUUUACGGCGAAUAUCCAAGCGUUCUUCGGCUCUCAUAUAUCAAUCCUGUCCCAAUCGAAGAUGAAAUCUGUGUCUCAUGUCGUAGGGUUUACUGCGAAACUCCUAGCGUUCUUUGUCUCUCAUAUAUUAAUCCUGUCCCAAUCGCAGAUGAAACCUGUGUCUCAUGUAGUAGUGUUUACUGCGAAACUCCAAGCGUUCUUCGAUGCUCGUGUAUAAAUCCUGUACCGAUCCCGUUUGUCAAUCUUUGUCUCGUGUCGUUUUACGGCGAAUUUCCAAGCGUUCUUCGGCUCUCAUAUAUCAAUCCUGUCCCAAUCGAAGAUGAAAUCUGUGUCUCAUGUCGUAUAGUUUACUGCGAAACUCCAAGCGUUCUUCGAUGCUCGUCUCUAAAUCCUGUACCGAUACCGUAUGUAAAUCUUUCUCUCAUGUCGUAUGUUUUACUGCGAAGCUCCAAGCGUUCUUCGGUGCUCAUCUAUAAAUCCUGUACCGAUCCCCGUUGUCUGCGCUCAUAUGUCAUUCCUUCCUUUUAUCUUGCUUUCCUUCCAUCCUUUCUUCUUUCCUUCCUUCAUUCCUUCCUUCCUUCCUUCUUUCAUUCCUUCUUUCCUUCCUUCCUACCUUGUUUUCUUCCUUCUUUCUGUCCUUCUUUCUUUCUUUUUUCCUUCCUUCCUCCCUUCCUUCCUUUCUUUCUUCUCUUUCCUUUCUUCUUUCUUUCUUUCCUUCCUUCUUUCAUUCCUUCCUUCCUUUCUUCUCACCGUCGUUCCUCCCUUCCUUCCUUCAUUCCUCCCUUCUUUCAUUCCUUCAUUCAUUCCUUCCUUUCAUUCCUUCCUUCCUUACUUACUUACUUACUUACUCACGUACUUCCUACCUUCUUUCAUUCCUUCGUUCGUUCCUUCCUUUCAUUCCUUCCUUCCUUCGAUUUUUCAUUUUUCUUUAUUUCUCCUGUCAUUCCUUACUUCUUUAAUCUAGCUUUUAAACAUUUAUUUUCUAAUCUUCUGUUUUUUGUUCGUUCUUUCGUCUUUUCUUUCUUUCCCUCUUUCUUCUUUCUUUCUUUCGUUUGGUUUUUCUUUCUUUCUUUCUUUUUGCUUUCUUUCUUUCUUUUUUCUUUUUGCUCUCUUUACUUUUCUUUCUUUCUUUCGUUCUUUCAUUCUUUCUUUGUUUCUUUCCUUCUAUCUUUUUCUUUCGUCCUUUGUUUUUUCUUUCUAUUUCCCUUCUUUCUUUUUUGA
Acanthosepion pharaonis is the source of this 1407-nucleotide messenger RNA. The record is from the annotation of a GenBank genome assembly. NCBI's taxonomy places the organism in Eukaryota, Metazoa, Mollusca, Cephalopoda, Sepiida, Sepiidae.